AUGGAUCAACAUAACAGAGCUUUGAAUCUAACCGGUACAGAACAAGAUUUAUUAAGCUCAACAACUUGUAAACAUGGUAACGAAAGUCAAAAUUCGUUAAUGCAAAGAAAUAGCUCUCGAACUGUUGGUGGUAAAUACCAAGAAGAAAGAAAAACCGUCGAUCUUUGCCUUUACUGUUGUGGUAGCACAAAGCCUGCCUGUUUGGAGAUUGGACCUGCGGAUGGUGGACCGAGGAACCAAGGUAUCAAAUCGCCAAUUAUAAUGAAGAAUUUCGCUAUUCAGAUUUUACAACAGUAUGGGAUCAAAAUGAACGAAAUAAUCAGAAUUGUUGGCUUCGUUAUCAGUGGGUUCGAUUUAACUGCCUUAUUGAUGACUUUCAAAGGUUUUACGUCCUUGAUCACUAGAUCUAAAAAAAAAAUCGCGGCCUCAGCAUCUGUCAUUUUGGAUGAAAACGAUGACUUACCUUGCCACACCAAUACAAGCAAAAGAAAAAAUCCUGAAGAAGAACAUUGAAUUAAUAUGCUGUAUCGCGUUGCUAAAUGCUUCACCUCCAUAUCACCUUAUCCUUCUUUCUUAUUACCACUUUUUUUUUUUAAUAUAAACAUUCAAUAUUUUUAAUGCAUGAAAAUGUCACCCGUUUUGAAUGCUUUGGGAUACUAGAUACGUAGAUCUGUUGUGGGGGGUGGAUAUGACCUCCUUUAGGUUGUACCCUUUUGACAAUAAAAAUAAAAAGGCGCCUGGUCAUUCUC
Molecule: messenger RNA, 749 nt
Organism: Mucor mucedo
Lineage: Eukaryota; Fungi; Mucoromycota; Mucoromycetes; Mucorales; Mucoraceae
Exons: 5
Coding region: 1-513 (170 amino acids)
Source: RefSeq, a predicted model, not a curated record